GGGCCUGGGAAUGUGCAUCGCUUCUCUCCUUUAAUUCCUGUGUUUGAAUCAUAUCGUAGCUGAGCAGGGACUGGCUUGUGCUGAUAAAGUGAAGAGACGAGCUGUUCUAACAGAUGAAGGGGCAGAUACUGUGCAGUGCUCUCCAGAACCUUUGAAUAGCAGCCUAGGAGGCCCAGAUUACAAUAUCAGUUGUGAGGUGAAAAAUUAAAGCUUGCAUAACUUCACAAGAAACCGUUAAGAUGGCCUGCAUUACAGUGACUGAUGUAGAAUCCGGAAUGGCCCCAGUUCAGAAUGGGGAUGUUCACCACAGCCUGCCCCCCCAAAACAGACUGGAGCAGGCCUGCAAGUACUCCUUUAUCGCUCCCUGGGAAAGCCAGAGGGCGACCACUUGACCUUUCAGCCCGGGGACUAUGUUUCAGAAGAGAUCUGCACAAUAGCUGCCAAAAUUUGCGGUAUCUCACCAGUAUACCAUAACCUAUAUGCGCUGAUGGACGAGAAUGGCAGAUUUUGGUAUCCUCCAAACCAUGUCUUCCAUAUUGAUGAAUCGGAAAGUGAAUCAGUCGUCUAUCGGUUGAGGUUCUAUUUUCCGCACUGGUAUAGUCCUGGAUGUAAUCGAGCUUAUCGCUAUGGUGUUAGCAAGGGCAUGGAGAGCCCUUUUAUAGAUGAUACCAUAAUGACCUACCUUUUUGCUCAGUGGCGAGAUGACUUUGUAAAUGGAUGGAUAAAAAUACCAGUUACGCACGAAACGCAAGAAGAAUCUCUGGGCAUGGCAGUACUUGAUAUGAUGAGAAUGGCAAAGGAAAAAGAACUGUCACCCCUGGACAUCUAUCACUCAAAUAGUUACAAAUCCUUGUUACCAAAAAACAUCCGUGUAGAGAUCCAGAACUACCACUUUGUGACCAGGAAGCGAAUCCGGUACAGGUUUUACCGGUUCAUUCGACAGUUCAGCCAGUGCAAUGCCAGUGCCCGAGACCUGAAGCUGAAGUAUCUGAUUAACAUGGAAACUCUUCAGCCUUCCUUUUUCUCUGAGUAUUUUGAAGUGAGGGAACUGAUGAGAGGACCCUCGGGAGAAAAUAUCUUUGUGACCAUAAUUGUAACUGGAAACGGCGGUAUCCAUUGGAUGAAAGGGAAACGUAAAGACAACGAGUAUGGCUCUGAUCAGGAUCUACAACCAUAUUGUGAUUUCCCUGAUAUCAUCAAUGUCAGCAUCAAGCAAGCAAACAAGGAUAGCUCGACAGAAGGCAGAAUUGUCACCAUCAACAGACAGCACAGCAGCAUCUUGGAAGUGGAGUUUCCAUCCCUGAAAGAGGCUCUUUCGUUCGUGUCGUUAAUUGAUGGCUACUACAGGCUAACUGCAGAUGCUCAUCACUAUCUCUGCAAAGAGGUUGCACCUCCCAGAUUGCUGGAAAACAUUCAAAGCAAAUGUCAUGGGCCAGUCUCGAUGGACUUUGCUGUGAAUAAACUUAAGAAAGCAGGGCAUCAGAAAGGCCUUUACAUUCUUCGAUGCAGUCCUAAAGACUUCAACAAGUAUUUUCUCACCAUUGCUAUAGAGAAGGAUGGUGUGACUGAAUGCCGACACUGCUUGAUUACAAAGAAUGAAAACAAUGAGUACAAUCUGAUUGGAACCAAGAAGAGCUUCUCCAGUCUGAAAGAGCUGCUGAAUUGUUACCAGAAGGAAACCGUUCGUUCAGAAGGCGUCAUCUUUCAGUUUACCAAAUGCUGCCCACCAAAACCCAAAGAUAAAUCUAAUCUUUUGGUCUUGAGAAGCAAUGGCAGGUCUGAUUUGCCAACAUCGCCCACUUUGCAGAGACACAAUGUCAGCCAAAUGGUAUUCCACAAGAUCAAGAAAGAGGAUUUAGUAUUUGGGGAAAGCCUUGGCCAGGGAACAUUUACAAAAAUUUGCAAAGGCGUCAGGGAAGAAUUAGGAGAUUAUGGACAGAUACACAAGACUGAUGUUCUCCUCAAGGUCUUAGACAAGGCUCACAGAAAUUACUCUGAGUCCUUUUUUGAAGCUGCAAGCAUGAUGAGUCAACUCUCCUACAAGCACUUAGUUUUGAACUAUGGAGUUUGUGUAUGUGGUGAAGAGAAUAUCAUGGUUCAGGAAUACGUGAAGUUUGGAUCACUGGACACCUACCUGAAGAAAAACAAAAACAAUAUCAAUAUCCUGUGGAAGCUUGAGGUGGCCAAACAAUUAGCCUGGGCCAUGCAUUUCUUAGAAGACCGGAAUCUUGUUCACGGAAACGUCUGUGCCAAGAAUGUCCUAAUGAUCAGAGAAGAGGACCGGAACACCGGAAACCCUCCGUUCAUAAAACUCACUGAUCCUGGAGUUGGUAUCACAGUUUUGCCAAAAGAUGUUCUCAUUGAAAGGAUUCCCUGGGUACCACCAGAAUGUAUUGAGGAUUCCAAGAAUAUCAGCCUUGCAACAGACAAGUGGAGUUUUGGCACCACACUGUGGGAGAUCUGCAGCGGAGGAGAUAAACCACUUAGCGCACUUGAUACCACACGGAAACUGCAGUUUUAUGAGGAUAGGCACCAGCUCCCUGCUCCAAAGUGGACAGAACUCGCUAACCUUAUAAAUAACUGUAUGGAUUAUGAACCAGACUUCAGACCUUCAUUUCGUGCAAUAAUACGAGACCUCAACAGCCUAUUCACUCCAGAUUAUGAGUUGUUGGCUGAAAUUGAUCUGUUGCCAAAUGUGAGAGGUGCUGGGAAUGGCUUCUUUGGUGCUUGUGUAAGCCAUGAUCCUGCACAGUUUGAAGAAAGGCAUCUCAUAUUUUUGCAGCAGUUGGGCAAGGGUAACUUUGGCAGUGUUGAGCUGUGUCGAUACGACCCACUUCAGGACAACACUGGUGAUGUGGUAGCUGUGAAGAAGCUGCAGCAGAGCACUGCAGAGCACAUACGGGACUUUGAAAGAGAAACGGAAAUCCUCAAAUCUCUUCAGCAUGAUAAUAUUGUCAAAUACAAAGGAGUAUGUUACAGUGCUGGGCGGAGAAACCUGAAGUUGAUCAUGGAGUAUCUACCUCACGGAAGCUUACGAGACUAUUUACAGAAAAACAAAGAUCGGAUUGAUCGCAGGAAACUGUUGUCUUAUGCUUCUCAGAUAUGCAAGGGAAUGGAAUAUCUUGGAACAAAGCGAUACAUACACCGAGACCUGGCAACACGGAACAUUCUCGUGGAGAAUGAGAACCGAGUGAAAAUUGGUGACUUUGGUUUGACCAAAGUCUUGCCACAAGACAAAGAGUAUUACAAAGUCAAAGAACCAGGAGAGAGUCCAAUUUUUUGGUAUGCGCUGGAGUCUUUGAUGGAGAACAAGUUCUCAGUGGCCUCAGACGUGUGGAGUUUCGGAGUGGUCUUGUACGAACUCUUCACAUGCAGCGAGAAGACCAAAAGUCCACCUUCAGAGUUUAUGCGUAUGAUCGGCAAUGACAAGCAAGGGCAGAUGAUCGUCUUCCAUUUGAUUGAGCUUCUUAAGGAUGGUAGAAGGCUGCCAAGACCCGAUGGAUGUCCUGACACGAUUCAUUCCACAAUGAUGAAUUGCUGGCACAAUGGACCAACUCAACGUCCAAACUUCAAGGACCUUGGUCAAAAAAUGGACUCCAUGAGGGAUAACGUGGGAGGAUGAAUGUGUGGGAAUUUCAACCAAGUGCCCUUGUCCAUGUAAAAUUGCUGCUUUCCAAUGUGAAGCUGACACAACAUCAGCUCCUGGACACUAAUCCAAAUUGAGGGGACACCCAUCAUGUUGAACCAUGGUCAUUUUGGAUGUUUUUUUACCAGAUGAAGAUAGUUCUACAAUGGAGCGGUGGUCAACCAGGAUAAACUGUUGUUACGUAUUCUAAGUCAUAGUUUCAGCAAUAGCAAUCCAAAGGCUUUGUAGCUGUGCCAUUUUUGCCCACGUCAAGGUCGGUUACAAAGGACUGUGUUGUUGCAGGUGUUUAUAGUGGUAGUUGGUGUGCCUAAGUGAGGUAACGCUUCAUACAAAAUAUAGUCUUAUGUCAAAUCAAUACUGGGAACUUUUCUUUGUAAUGAAUACGAAAUGGCCUUCAGUUCUGAAUGUACAAUAUUGUAUCAUCUGUCCAAUGUAUAAUUGCACAACUGGUUCAAGAACGUUACAAGAAUUUUUAAAGAAAAGUAAUUCUGUCAUCUUUGUAACAAAAAUCUGCUUUAACAGGUAAUUCCUUUAUAGAGUUAAUUCUCUAUGCUGCAUAGCAAAGUUUGUUUGCAUCCAUCAUGUAUUAGAAUGUAAAACAAAAAUAGUAGGAAUGUAGAUGGGUAACCGUGCUGUGGGCUAAUAUUAACUUUACUGUAUUAAAAGGCUAACUAAUUAGGAGAAGGAGCUCUUUGUUAAGUGCUCUAAUGUGAAUACAGUGAUAUCCGUUUUUAGCAGUGACAGAAAA
Callorhinchus milii (elephant shark) is the source of this 4394-nucleotide messenger RNA. Its product is annotated as tyrosine-protein kinase JAK2. Gene Ontology annotation, biological process: cytokine-mediated signaling pathway; cell surface receptor signaling pathway via JAK-STAT; peptidyl-tyrosine phosphorylation. Gene Ontology annotation, cellular component: membrane; cytosol; cytoskeleton. Lineage: Eukaryota; Metazoa; Chordata; Chondrichthyes; Chimaeriformes; Callorhinchidae. Gene Ontology annotation, molecular function: cytokine receptor binding; non-membrane spanning protein tyrosine kinase activity; ATP binding. The transcript is spliced from 24 exons. The record is from RefSeq and is a predicted model, not a curated record. Bases 488 to 3622 code for a protein of 1044 amino acids.